AUGCGUGCUGAGUCUUCACCCAGCAAGUUCGGAUUCUGUGGCACCACAAAAGACUUUUGUGGUGAAAAGAAGGUCAAAGCUCCAUCCUGCUCAGGGAACAGUGCCGGCGAAAAAUUGAUUGGAUACUAUGAAGGCUGGUCAUCCACUCGAGCUUGUGGCGGAAUGCUCCCCGAGGAUCUCUUUGUCAACCAAUACAGCCACCUCAACUAUGCUUUCGCUUUCAUUGACCCCAACACUUUCGCUAUCGCUCCGAUGGCUGAGCUCGACAAAGAACUCUAUCCCCGGUUCACCGCGUUGAAGGAACAAAAUCCAGGACUCGAAACCUGGAUUGCCAUUGGUGGUUGGUCGAUGAAUGACCCAGAUCAACCGACUCGUGAAACGUUUUCGAAAUUAGCCGCGUCGGAAAGCGCACAAGCAAAGUUCUUCAGCUCUCUCGUGAAUUUCAUGUCGAACUACGGGUUUGACGGAGUAGACAUUGACUGGGAAUAUCCUGUCGCACCAGAACGAUCAGGCAAUAAAGCAGAUUUUGACAACUUCGUCUCGUUCCUUAAAAAUCUUCGCAACGCCUUGGGCUCUGGUGGGCGCAAAUAUGGCCUUACAAUCACACUGCCAGCAUCGUAUUGGUAUCUGCAGCAUUUUGAUCUCAAAAAGAUGGAAGAUAGUUUGGACUGGUUUAAUGUUAUGAGCUAUGAUCUGCAUGGCACCUGGGACUCCACCAAUCCUUAUGUAGGAUCAGUAAUUGGCGCCCAUACGAAUCUCACGGAAAUUGAUGCAGCCAUGGAGCUGCUUUGGCGUAACGACAUUGAUCCCAAGAAGGUGGUCUUGGGAACUGGCUUCUACGGUCGAAGUUUUACGCUCGCUGAUCCGUCCUGCAAGAGAGCUGGGUGUCCUUUCAGCGCAGGUGGGAAUCCAGGACCUUGCACAGCGUCUGCUGGCACACUCUCGUAUGCGGAGAUUGGAAGGAUCGUCAGCGCUGGUGCCACCGUAGAGGAGGACCUUGAUGCAGGGGUCACUAUUGUCACCUGGGACCAGAACCAGUGGGUGUCAUACGAUAAUGAGAACACUUUGAGAAGAAAGGUGGAAUACGCCAAUAACAAAUGUCUAGGAGGAGUUAUGGUUUGGGCUGCUUCGACGGAUGAUGGUGAGGGUACCGCCAUCGCAGCGCUCUCUGGUGUUGCUGGCAGAGUUUGGGGUGAAUGCGGUCUAGACUGUCCUACUGGCUUCACUGCUGCAACGGGGACUGGAGGAAAGGUCAGCGGGCUGGCCGGAAUCUUCAAUGGAUGUAAAGAGCGGGAGAGUAGAUAUUAUUGCUGUCCUACAGGCAGUGAACCGAAAUGCGAGUGGAAGGGUCAAGCACCGUUUUGUGGUGCGACAUCUGGUGGUAAAUGUGGAGAUGAUCAGGUAAAAGUGACUUCGGACAGCCAGGGAACUGGCAAACUGAGUGUGCCGUCUGAUCUCGAACGAGUACUCGCUUACAACGUGGUAGAGUGGUUUGGGGCCGCUCCAAUCUGCACCACAAUUGGGAUUCUAAAUAUUGCGGCGACUUAUUUCACGUCGGCGCCGUGCGAGGAUGCCCAUCCAAAACAGCUUACAACGGGAAAACAAGGAGCGGGAGGAGAAAAACCCUGCUUGUACAACGCUGGGUUUAAGUCUUAUUGCUGUAAAGAUCCGAUUCCUUUCAAGGGUUGUUCAUGGCAUCAAGGUCGAAGUUCCUGGACCGCUUGGGCAAAUUCUGUCUUUUUUCAAGGACCAGUGGGUGCCUUACUCAAUCUCGGUGCACCUUUGAUUGGCCAGAAAUGCGAGGGACAGUGUCCCAGAGGCCAAGUACCCAUCGCGACUGAUGGUCUGAAUUGCCAGGCUGGCACGUAUUCCUACUUCUGCUGCGACAAUCCCAAUGAACCGACGCUACCAGCUCCGGCGGAUGCCGUUUGUCCAUCUCCUCCACGUAUCCCAGGAAGAAGUUCUGACCCGGACCCCGAUGGACCUGCACCUCAUAUAUUCUCCGCGUCGUCCUAUUUUGAUCAGGACUGUAGUGUUACCAGCUCACAAGCACUCAAGAGAGCACGUGACCUCGAAUGGGCCAAUUCAUCCUCACUCGAAUGGUCGGAUAUUGCCAAUGACAUCUCGUUACUCGACAUCAGAGAUUUGGAUAAAAGAGCUAGGGCGUUGCCGAACGCACUAACGUUCUGUUUACCUGGACAACCUAGAACCGUUCUUGUCCCGCAAACGUAUUCAGGCUACAGAACGGUAGCGGGGCUCGCGAACAAAGGCUGGAUUCACGUGGCAAAACCACUUGUGUGCGGUGCCCUUGGUUUGGCUGUGGAUGUUGUACAGCCAGCCAACGUCAACUUUGUGACAGAACAUGUGUUCGAGAAGAAAACGCUGCGCAAUGCUCUACAGUUUAUGGCAGAGGGAAAGCUCCCUGGCGGUGGCACACUCUCACAGGGUGCUGCGAGUGUGCAAGGAAUCUUUUCUAAAAAUGGAAUCUUUUUUCAACAAUGGCCUGGGGGUUUAACUGUGGGUUUUGGAGCAACUCCAGAGGACACAUCUUUCGGAGAAUUAGGUCACCCGGCUCCAAAUCUGAAUGCGGCUAAUCUCCAAGUUGUGGAUGCCGACCUGAAUGCGAUUAAGAACUUUAUCACGCAGUACCAGAAUUUCGCAGCAGACAGCAGCUGGGACACUUACACUCCAAAGCAGCAAACGUCUUUUUUGAGUGAUGUCGUCGAUACCUUCAACUACAUGAAACUGGCACAGACCACCGGCUCGUACAGUGCUGCCUUCAGGGGUCUUGUGUCCUUUUGGAAACUAUUCGCUAGAAUCCCUGGCGCUCAGGCCAAUUACGAUUACGCAGGCGCUUUCGAAGAGAUCGUCAAAGCAGAUCUCGCCUACCAAGUCACCAAAGCUCUGGAGUUCUUCACCAAACGAGUCACGGAAGCAGAGACGUACUGGAAUUCAGCUACUGCCAAAGUAGUGUUUACUCCACAAGAGAUCAAAGACAAUCUAGCGGCCCUAGCAGAUCUCGCGAAGAACAAGGCAACAUAUAUCAGCUUAGAUACCACAGCGAUGCUGAAGUAG
Molecule: messenger RNA, 3075 nt
Organism: Endocarpon pusillum Z07020
Lineage: Eukaryota; Fungi; Ascomycota; Eurotiomycetes; Verrucariales; Verrucariaceae
Exons: 23
Coding region: 1-3075 (1024 amino acids)
Biological process (GO): carbohydrate metabolic process
Molecular function (GO): chitin binding; hydrolase activity, hydrolyzing O-glycosyl compounds
Source: RefSeq, a predicted model, not a curated record